Molecule: messenger RNA, 4943 nt
Organism: Syngnathus typhle (broad-nosed pipefish)
Lineage: Eukaryota; Metazoa; Chordata; Actinopteri; Syngnathiformes; Syngnathidae
Product: rho GTPase-activating protein 29-like
Exons: 23
Coding region: 309-4250 (1313 amino acids)
Biological process (GO): activation of GTPase activity; signal transduction
Cellular component (GO): cytoplasm
Molecular function (GO): GTPase activator activity
Source: RefSeq, a predicted model, not a curated record
GCGUGCGCGCAUAAACAGACAGACGCGCGCAUACUCGGUCAAGAUAACGUCACUCGUAAAAGGGGGAGGCAAGCAAGUCGCUCAAGUAAAACUCCAACAAGGAGAACCAGACCGGCACAUACGAAUAGCGUCGCUUCCUGUGGACUAUGUUUUUUCUUUUUUUUUUUCUUAUUCAAAUAUAACUAACCCCAUUGGACCGUCUUUUUGCGUUUGGAUCUUCAUCAGAAGGAAUGCAUCGGCACCCUUCAUUCUUAAGGCAGGUCUGUGUUCCGAUUGAGACCUGAGUACAACCACAGGGCCAGGAAAGCAUGCUUGCCGCCAUGCUGGGUCAUAGUACCGGCGGAGGAUCCGGAGGUGGCGGUGGUAGCAGCGGAGGAGGAAGCAAACUCUCUCAGAGCAUGUCUCAAUUUUCCAGCUCCAGCUUGAACACUGUCACUUCAAACUCCUCUAUGUCGGAUAAAGUCUCCACGGGUCGCCCAAUGCACUCGCCCAACCUGGAAAGCCUCACCUCAGACCCAAACUACAUCCUGCAGUUGGUCACGGAUGUACGCAAAUUUGCUGAUGUCGUGCUCCAGUUCAGAGGAGUUUUUGCCUCCGGAGAGAACCAAGCGUGUCUCCACAAGGCAGUCCAUGAUCGUCUAAGGGAGAUGCUGGCGGUCCUUUCGAAUCUCAUCAGCAAACACCGCAGCCUCAACUCACUUGAUAUCCUGAGUUCAGCUGGGACGCUCAUCACGACAGUGAAAGGAGUGAAUUUGGAAGAGGUGAACGAAGAGAACAAGAAGAAUCUUUUGAGAGACAUCGACAUUGCAACCGAGCAAUUGGCAUUCACCGUUGGCAAUGUAGUGUCUGAGUUCCUUAUGGGAGAUGUAGAGAAUGGAUCAGUGUUAGGGCUCCCCCUAACUAAGACGGGCAGGUCUUUUGACAACCUGCCUGUGGAAUCUGGAGGAUCCGGCUCUGAGAAAGAUGAUCCGCCAGUUCCUGUGAUUGUAACAGGCCCAGCAUUUCGGGGCGAAGAAGUGGAUCGGACGCUCCAGCAGAAGGACAACGGGGUGGAGUCAGCACUACGCUACUCCAAGGCCUGGUCCAAAUACACCAAAGAAGUGCUGGGGUGGGUGGAGAAACGUCUUAAUAUGGAUAUGGAGUUGGCAAAGAGCUACAACAAAAUGGCUGAAUCUGCAAACGCCCUUGCAAGUCAACAGCAAUUCAUGCCGUUCCGUGACAUCUACAUGGCAGCUUUCAAAAAUGACAUUGAAUACAGCAAACUUGUACUAAACACCACAGCAGUGCUCCAAAGCAACAAAUUUAUGCAGCCGCUAAUAACCCGAAAAAAUGAAUUGGACAAACUACGCAAAGAAAUGAAGGAGCUGUGGCAGAGAGAGCUAAAAAAAAUGCACGAGGCGGAGAGCGCUCUGAAAAAGGCAAGGAUGCUGCAGGAUCAGCGUCAAGAAGAGUACGAAAAGGCCAAGGUUUCUACCAGCCGCUUGGAGGGCGAGCAGAUCGGAGGAGUGGGAGGAGCAACGGCUGCUAAACAACUAGAAAAGCGUCGCAGGUUGGAAGACGACGCCCUCCAGAAGGCUGAAGAGGCGAAGGUACACUCCAAAGCGUGUCAAAUUGAUGUUGAGGAAAAAAAAGCCGGUCUAGCCAAAACGAAGAACGACAUCAUCACUCAGCUCCGAAAGAUGGUUUUCCAAUGCGAUCUCACUCUCAAAGCUGUCACGGUCAAUUGGUUCCACCUCCAGCAGGCUCAGGUGGUAUCACUUCCCGUCAACCACCAGAGACUUUGUGAAAAUGCCAAAAUAUACGAGCCCGGGCUUCGCUAUGUUGAGUUUGUCCGGAAUUUGUCCCCUGACUCCCAAUAUCCGGAUUCAGCUUUUUCAUCAAGCACAGGAUUUCCUCUCACCCAACACAUACAAAGCGGCAGUCACUCAUCCUUCAGUAACUUGUCACAAGGAUCCUUGACAUCGGACCUCCUCGAUGAGGACGGGUCCACCCGACAAGCCAAGAUUGCAGAGCGCCGCGCCAACAAUAACACUGACCUCCAAGCACUUCGGAUUCGUUCUUGCAAUUCAAGUCAAGGAGGAGGAACCUGUAGCGACUCAGAAAGUGUCGGAGGGAGCAGCGAGUCCCGAUCCAUGGACUCGCCUACUGCCAGCCCAGGAGACUUCAAGAGGAGAUUACCCAGAUCUCCCUCGACUGGCACCAUGUCAUCUGCUGAUGACCUUGAUGAACCCAACUCUCCUUCUGAUAAUGGCGUAAACGAUCUUUUAAACGAAGUCGCCAGCUCUCCACGUUAUUUUCGAAACACACAGAUGUCCAAAGCUGCUCAAACGCACAAGUUGAGAAAACUCCGAGCGCUCUCCAAAUGUCGAGAGUGUGAUGGGCUGGUGGUGUUUCAAGGAGCAGAGUGUGAAGAGUGUUCGUUAGCUUGCCAUAAGAAGUGCUUGGAGACCUUGGCCAUUCAGUGUGGCCAUAAGAAGCUUCAGAGGAAGCUUCACCUCUUUGGCGUCGACUUCAUGCAGAUUGCAAAAAACAGCCACGAUGGCAUCCCCUUCAUCAUACGCAAAUGCACGUCGGAAAUCGAGACCAGAGCUCUCGAUAUGAAGGGUAUCUACCGGCUGAACGGCGCCAAAUCACGCGUGGAAAAACUGUGUCAAGCGUUUGAGAACGGCAAGGACUUGGUUGAGUUGUCCGACCAUUACCCCCACGACAUCAGCAAUGUUCUCAAACUCUACCUUAGACAGCUUCCAGAACCACUCAUCCUCUUCCGCUACUACAACGAGCUUAUUGGUUUGGCCAAAGAAAGCCAAAGAGGAAUUGCGGAAGAUUUGGAGGCAUUUCGUCUCAGCUCCUCUCCAGUCACGCCGGCUCAGGUUGGCGUGGAGCUUAAUCGCAUCCUCUUCAAACUCAAGGACAUCUUGAAGCAGCUGCCAUCUGCUCACUACAAGACAUUGCAGUUUCUCAUCCAACAUCUCCACCGGGUGACAGAAGAAGCUGAAGAAAAUAAAAUGCCCGCAAGAAACCUGGGGAUUGUCUUUGGGCCUACACUCAUCAAGCCGAGGCAGGCCGAUGCCGACAUGUCUCUUUCCUCGGUUGCGGAUUACCCGUAUCAGGCACUCAUUGUCGAGCUCCUCGUCCGACACUACCACAUGAUCUUCGACACCCCGCUCAGUCCUCUUUCGGGCAACUCGCCCAAAGUGGUUUGCUCUCAAUCCUCACUGGACCACAUCCGUCCUCAAUUGGGAAAUGAGCAGCUUCUUAGCAGGCACUCAAAGUCUGUGGGUGACAUCCAGGAGUUGAGCUCCAAGAAUUUGAAGAGACAUUCCUCCACUCCUCCAUAUCACUUGUCGCCCGAGUAUAAGGACCCAGUUCUGCUCCUUCCAGGUGACCAUGAAGAUAAAGACUCUGAACCUGGUGAUGAAGUUGAUUCAGAGGUCUGCAAUGGGGUCAUUGAGGGGGCAAAAUCCAGCGAGCGAAGUUUCAACCGCUCUCCACACGUCACACUUACGACUCGGGUGAAUCUCCGAUCGCACCGUAACAAGUUCUCCUCCCGGCCAGUCAGCAUGCCGGUAGAACGCAGUCGUGGUCAAGACAACGAGAAUCCCACCUGGACGACCUCGCAUGAAGAUGAUAGAAAAGGAGGCAUCCAGUCUAUCCAAGAGGUGGAUGAAAGUGAGAUGAGAGGUGGAGCACGCUACGGGAGCACCUUUAGUAACAACCAUACCUUACGUAGGACUUGGGCCGAUCAAUAUAAGCACCGUGAUGUAGCGUCGAAAACUACCAAAAAUGUUUCCAGUCCAGAAAGCUCAUCAGAAGAUGCAAGCCUCCCUCAUGAAAAUUCCAAGAGCCAGCUUAAUGGACCUUACAGCACGUCAUUGAGAGCCGGCAGGAUAUUAAGACGGGAGGAAAACGUGACCAAGUACAACAUAGUCUCAACGGGUUACCGACCUUCCCGGACCCUUCAACCACCACCUGGAACUUUCUAUAAGCCUCCAUCAGGGAGUCGAACGAAAUUACUCCAUACGUUAGCUAACAGCGCUGGCAACGAAGAGGAUGAGGACGACGAGUUGGAGAUUGAGAUUUCUGUGGACGAGCCUCUUGAGAAGGACGCAGAGGCAGAGCAGGCGACCGCCUCGUCGUCCCACAGCCCAGAUCUAGAGGACGGGGGUCUAAACCAGACCAGACCGUUAUACCAGAGAACGAGAUCCAGGCAACUUGAAGAGGUUGAACAUCGAGAAGCUCAUUUUGUGUGAUAUCUCCAGCCACCAGAUGUCAAGACACAAUAAAAGACAAACUUGGUGGUCCUGAGUGGACAAGGAAAACUAAUUUCCUUUCCCAAAAACAGAGAACGCACUUAAAAGGGUGUACAUUUUUGGAAAUUGUAUUUUUCUGCCAUUACUACACUGACAUCAGAUUGGACUAUUUAUAAUUCUUCUUAAACUGUGCAAUUGCAUUUUAUGUGAAUAUUUGUAGUGUUCUUCCAGACUCACUGUCCGUCUGUCUGUUUAUAUACCAACAAGUAUAUUUGACGAGUUACAGAAGAUCAUGUAGCCAUAACACUGAGAAGAACAAAAAUGGUUCACUUGAUCACUACAGGAAUCUUUUUCUGUUCGUUUAUACUGUUACACGGAGAAAAAAAAAAGUUUUGUUAACAUUUUUCUGUCAAGCAUUAAACACAUACUUGUUCUGUGCGGCUAAUGAUACGAACGUUAUUUUAUUUUAGUUGAACAUGUGACCCUGAGAAUCGUCGAGGAAACAAAAAUAGGUCUAACUAAGCUUUAUAUAUAUUUUUUGUAAGUAUAACAGGAUUCGGUUGUUUUAUUUUUUAUGGUGACUUUCAAGCUUGGUGGAAUGAUCAAAUGAUUCAAUGUAAAAAAAAAAAAAAAAGACAGGUACAUUCGAACAAGCGUACUUUGUAAGUUAUUAAAAUGUCUCGCAACUUUCAA